CGUCUGAUUAUAGUGUAUCACAACUCUCAGAGGUGAAACAAGUCAUCAGAAAAUACUCUUAUAUGUGUAGUAAAUUAUCGUGUCGAACCGUAUUUGAUACUAUAGGAAUAUUUUCAUACACACAUAUGUUUCAAAGUCUGGAGCUAAAUGCCGCUCUGCUGCUAGAAGGAUGCCUUUGGUAAGUCCACGGGUAAGUUAUACACUUGUUUGUUUACAUUCUCAUAUAGUACCAGUCCCUCACACAAUAAAGUACUUGAUAUAUACUUAGUAUUGCAUAUUUCGAUUAAUACGUUAUUACAAUAAUGCAAAACGUACAAUAGUUAAAAAUUAAACUUUAGGUUUAUCCUAAUUAUUUUUGUUUCUUAAUUCAAGCUAUCUUAACUUUGAAUCCAGUUUUCAUGUAAUAGCUAAAGUAAGGAGGAUAUGAUGCUUUGCUGGCUGCAGUCUAGGCAAAGCUCAAACGAAGCAGUGAAUUCAAAAAACCAGCGCACUGGCCUCAACGAAAACAAUGGAGACCCAUUGCGUAUGUCGACAACAUCGAUUCUAUCAGAAUUAGAAAGUGCCGAAGUUGGAGAAAUUACCGAAAGACCAGAUUAUGAAAAUCUCAGCACUUCAGCCGUCCUACAUUAUUGCAAAUGCAAAAUAUUACGUCCCUAUUUAAGACUUCUCGGAGUAAUGGGAUUGAGACCAACAAGUGGAGAUGAUAUAGAGUGCUCGCCUUGUUAUUCAAUUUUUGCCAAUCUGCACACUUUUCAAGUCCUUAUAUUCAUGUGCAUUGGAUACGUUCUUCAAUAUACGGCUUGUUUUAGACGAGAUCGUGGGUUUUGCUAUACCUUGAUGCGAAUCGAUCAUGAGCUAGUGUCUAACACUACCAAGGAGUUACAGUAUGAAAGAAUAUGUUAUGGAAGUAUAGCAUUCAGCUAUGCGAUACCAAGCAUUCUUCAUCUCAGUGCAUAUUUGUAUGCAGUUUAUUUAUUUAGAAUACGCGAGAACGAGCAGCUUCAAAACUUGAUGGAGAGAGCUUUUCUCAUGUCUUCAGACCCAUCAGAUCGCGGUAGUCAGAAGAGAUUAGUUAGAAUACUGUGGUUAUUCAUUGUGCUGAGCAUUAUAUGGAUGAUCAUAGCUUUGAUCACUGUGAACUUAAUGAUGGCAAGAGGAAUCAUUGUAUUUCAAUGGCUUCAUUCUAGUCCAGACCAGUUGAAGACUGUUUUAAAAUUUUUUCUGAUCGUUUGUACCUUAUGGCAUGAUAUGGUUCAAGGAACGAUUAUAACAAGUUACUGCUUGCAAGGACAACUAUUAAUGUCGCAUCUAUACUUUCUACGAACCAAGUUACUCCAACAUACAUUGGCUCCGUUAGAUUGGAUGAAGGAGAUUAGUGAGUUUAAAAAAUUGCUGAAAUAUUUCAAUGAUGAUUUUGGUCCGGCAGUAUGCAUAUACACUGUGGUAAAUUUUUCGUGGGCUGCAGCUGGUAUUUUAUGGCUACUGAAAUACGAUAAUGUCGAUGUACAAAGCAGUCCAAUUAUUUAUAUUAGUAUUAUAAAUGUGUCUUUGUGGGUCGUGAUAUCAUUAGCCCCUUUUAUACAGGCAGCACGAUUAACUUCAGCAUGCUCAACUAUUCAAGGAAUUGGGCAUGAAAUUCGCGUUCGUCCAUUCGUGUAUCAGGACACUCCAGGAUCGGACUUGGAUACGAUUCUAUUAUAUGCAUCUUCAUUAAAUAUGUGCGCUAGAUUAUUCAGAGUACCUAUAACUGGGAGGUAUUUGUUGUUGGCAUUAACUGUUGGGAGUAUUGUUAUGUUGAUCCUAGGGCAGUGCCAUUUUCUAUCCAGCUUAUAA
Neodiprion fabricii is the source of this 1833-nucleotide messenger RNA. RefSeq lists its product as uncharacterized. The transcript is spliced from 7 exons. NCBI's taxonomy places the organism in Eukaryota, Metazoa, Arthropoda, Insecta, Hymenoptera, Diprionidae. The record is from RefSeq and is a predicted model, not a curated record. The coding region runs from base 424 to 1833 and encodes 469 amino acids.